UGCAGGGGAGCCACCUGGACUGCGAGGCCAAGCAAUGGCGGUUCGUGGCGGAUCUCCUCAAUGACGUCGCCCUGGUGCUGGAAAUCCUCGCUCCCCAUUGGCUGAGCCUUGGCCCCGCCCUCCUGGUCAUGGCGGCCGCGGCCAGGUGCGUGGUGGGCGUGGCCGGCGGCGCCACCAGGGCGGCCUUGGCCGUGCACCAGGCCCGGAGGGACAACGUGGCCGACGUGGCCGCCAAGGACAGCAGCCAGGAGACGCUGGUGAACGGGGCGGGGCUGCUGCUGUCGCUGUUGCUCCUCCCACUCUUGGACGGUCGGCCAUGCCUCACCUGGGCCACCCUGGUUCUCCUCAUGGCCGCUCACCUGGGCGCCAACCUGGCCGCCAUCGGCUCCCUCACCUUGACCUCCCUGAACCGGCCCCGCCUCCGCCUCGCCAUUGGCUGGGCCCUGCGAGGGGGCGGGGCUAGAGGGGAGAGGGGCGUGGCCCGGCCAGGAGUGGGCGGGGUCGAGCUGGAGGUGCCGACGCCCGAGCAGGUGAACCCCAGGGAGCCGCUGCUGCCAGGGUUCGGGUCCCGCCUGCGGCUGCACCUGGGGGCGCCCCUGGAGCUGCUGCUGAGCAGCGAGGCCGAGCUGCGGAAAGCUCUGGAAUGCGGGAGCCCCGAUUACAUCAUCGUGCUCCGCCCCUCCCAAGGCUGGGUGGGGGUGGGGCUGCGCCGCGGGGCGCCCCGAAGCCGCAAUCCUGGCCUGUGCCCAGGCCCUGAUCCUGGAGCAGCUCCUGGGACCCGACCUGGAGGCGGCGACGCCGCUGGGACGGAAAUUGGAGCCGCUGCAGAAAAAACUCCGGAGCUGCCCGCCGGGCGCCGUUCCCUGGGGGGUCCUGGCCGAGACCUCGCGGCUCUUCCGGGACCUCGGCCCCGCCCUCCUGCGAG
Messenger RNA from Camarhynchus parvulus, 925 nucleotides. RefSeq names its product chromosome unknown C16orf58 homolog (gene RUSF1). The annotation marks the transcript as partial. The record is from RefSeq and is a predicted model, not a curated record. NCBI's taxonomy places the organism in Eukaryota, Metazoa, Chordata, Aves, Passeriformes, Thraupidae. The transcript has 10 exons.